Ruditapes philippinarum (Manila clam) is the source of this 4937-nucleotide messenger RNA. Its product is annotated as two pore channel protein 2-like. Gene Ontology annotation, biological process: monoatomic ion transport; transmembrane transport. NCBI's taxonomy places the organism in Eukaryota, Metazoa, Mollusca, Bivalvia, Venerida, Veneridae. The coding region runs from base 252 to 2891 and encodes 879 amino acids. Gene Ontology annotation, molecular function: voltage-gated channel activity; monoatomic ion channel activity. The record is from RefSeq and is a predicted model, not a curated record. Gene Ontology annotation, cellular component: lysosomal membrane. The transcript has 25 exons.
AAUAACAAUCAAAAUGCAACAAGGGACAUCACUCUGCCAAGAAAUAGAAAAAAGAAUAAAAACUGAUAAAUAGAUUUGUAAGUCAUAGAAGUGUUAAAAGUGUUUAUGUUGCUGAUGUAAACUGUAAAACAGACAAAAUUAUGAUUAAAUAAGUGCAAUUAUUUCAAAAGUUGAGAAAUAUACUGUAUAAGACACAGAUCUAGGUGUGAAAAAGUAAAGAGAAAAAAAAGAAAAGAAAAAGUUUUGAUAAAAUGGAUUCAGGAAUUGAAACAUCUCCAAUACCCUCCUUUGAACCAAAAGGUCAGAAUGAUUUGGGAGUGAACAGUGCGAAUCCUGCAGAAAAUAAGCUUAAAGGCACUGAUGCAGAUAAUUCAGUCCUGGUUUCAGUGUAUGACAGCAACUCGGAAACAGAUUAUGACAUUGGGAAUGGGGACAAGCAGUUCCUUAUUCCAAACCCUGAGCAAAAUACUGGUAUCUCAUAUGACUGUCCAGUACCUGUCAGUCAGUAUGGAUCUAUUCAGGCGGGAGAAGACAGAGAGUCAACAAGUUCUGUCAAUACAACUACAGACUCAAAUCAUGAGAAUUUGAGCCUUUUACAAGCUCAAGUUUUUCUUGAAGAUGCUGCAAUGUAUCGUUCUAUAGAUCAUAAAGUGGACUUCAAAUCACUGAAGAUAUACCAGUUUUACCACUCAAAACCAUGCUCUUGGUUUAGAAAUUUUGUGAUUCUUUUCCUACAUAUGUUGGCAUUUUUUGAGUUUCCUUCCUCUCUGAGUUGGACAUCAGAUAUACGUACACGAGAAGAUAGAGUACAAUUUCCAUGUGGAGUAACUGAGACAUUAGAAUUACUUUGUCUACUACUUUUGAUAGCAGAUAUUGCUUUGAAGGGUCGUAUCUAUGGAAUUCAUCAUCUACGUACCAACAAAUGGUUGGUUGUUUCUGGAGUUGUUUUGGCUAUUUCUCUGAUUGAUUGGUCAGUGUCAUUAUCUAUAGGCUGUAAAGAGGUUGUAAGAGUUAGACGCAUGCUGAGACCAAUAUUUAUAAUACAAAACUCAUCUCUUAUGAAGAAAAUUCUCAAGUCACUGAGCAAAACUUUGUCACAAAUAUUAGGUGUGCUGUUACUGAUGGCAUUACAUCUCUAUAUAUUUACAUUAUUUGGAAUGCUGUUAUUCCCGAAGCAAGGAUCAACAGCUGCUUCUACUAUAGUAGAUGGCCUUGACAUUGAAGGUGACCUUGCCAAUAGUACAUCAAACAGCACACAGGGUAAUUCCGAGUCAGAUUAUUUUAGAACAUUAACAGAUUCCUUCAUGAGUUUAUUGGUGCUACUUACAACUGCUAACAAUCCAGAUGUAACAUUACCUGCUUAUAGAAGAAACAGAUUAUAUGCCCUCUUCUUUAUUGUGUUCUUGAUAAUUGGUCUGUAUUGUUUUAUGAACAUGUUGACUGCUAUCAUUUAUAAUCAGUUUAGAGGAUAUUUCCUGGUAAGUUAUACUCUCAACUCAUAUAUAAGUGUUUGUUUGUUUGUUUGUUUGUUUCAUUUUACGCCUUUUCCCAACAGUAUUUCAGUCAGUUCUGUGAUUGCCAUUCUAUUGCCAGAGUUUUAUGAUUACCAUUUAAUUGUUGGUGUUAUAUUUCUGGUUUUUGUACUGUAUAUAGUAAAUUAUUAUCUGUUCUAUAUCAUUAGCAAUGGUGUUACAGUGAGGGAUCUGAAACUUGUUGUAUCCAGAGCUAAAAUAUCGCAGGAAAUGAAAGUUAUACUUGUUGAUACAAUUGCUCAAGGUUUUACACAAGACCAGAUGUUAUCUUGGAACAAUUUUGUCUCUGUCCUCCGUAUGAUGGAAAUGGAAAAACUCCACAGGGAGAAACCAAGCAUAAGAUGGUUCCAGCAUCACAGACAUCUUGUUGCCUUGCAGAAAAUAAUCUGUCAUAAAUACUUCAGUUACUAUGGAAACUUUAUGGCACUAAUCAAUGUAAUUCUCAUAUCUUUUGAGUUGGCCACACAGUAUGACAAGUCUCUUAACUCCAGUCAAUCAACUUUAAGAAUAAUAAACUUUCUGUUUAUCAUAUACUAUGUGGUAGAACAGAGUUUGAUUAUAUUGUGUAUGGGCUGGAGAAGAUAUCGGUAUAGCUGGGCAAACUUAUAUGAUGGUUCUAUUGUUGUCAUCCUUCUUCUUUCUGAACUGAUCACAGUUUCCUUGUAUGGAUUUCCUUUCUUCAGUAAUAAAGAAACACAUGGAAAUUUUGCACUGUGGAAUAUUGUCAGAGUGAUAAAUAUUCUCAUCAUGUUUAGAUUGCUACGCAUUAUAUGGCAUAUAAAGACUAUGGCAAUUGUUGCACACACUUUGCUAGAUCUCGUUAAGAAUCUUAAAUCUUUUGGAGGAAUUUUAAUUGUGAUAUAUUAUUUCUAUGCUAUGCUUGGUAUGGAGCUAUUUCAAGAUAAAAUAACAUAUCCCACACAAAAAGGCAAUGUCAGUGAAAGUAAAUGUGGCACAUAUGAGCAGCUGGAAUACUGGGCCAAUAAUUUUGAUGAUUUUUCAGCAGCCAUUGUAGUACUGUGGGAUGUAAUGGUUGUAAACAAUUGGUUUGUUUUCCUAGAUGCCUAUGCUAAAUACACCACAAAAUGGUCAUAUCUGUAUUUUAUUGUAUGGUGGCUAACAUCAGUUGUGAUAGUGCUUAAUUUGUUUACAGCUCUUAUUCUAGAGAAUUUCAUAAUGAAGUGGGAUAAGUUUUAUACACCAGCACAGUCUGUACAGAGAAGACGAACUUGGUCUAAUUCUUUAAAUAUGAAUACUCUAACAGUCCAUGAUAUAUUCAAGUCCAAUCUCAAAGAACCAACAGAGGAUGAAAUAUUACAGAACAUGUCCAAGUUGAAUUAUUUUAAUGUGCAAACAUAGACAAAUUAGACAUUUCUUUGUAAGUGGCAUACUAGGGAAAUUGUUAUCUUUUAUAAGUUGGAUUAUUUCAUCAUUCAUCAUCAUAUAUUUUUAAGUGCUAUAUAGAACUCCACAUUUAAUCUGUGUUAAAGAUAUAUCAUGCUCAAAUUUGAUAUUUGAAAAUAUUGAUAAUUGCUAUACAGAUGUAAAAUAAACAUCUUUUGAGUACAAACAGAGAAGAUACGUUUUAAAAUUUUCACACUAAAGGUAAACAUCAUAUAAAUACAUACUAGUUACAUUAAAAAAAAACUGGCAGUUUUUUAAGAAAGGAUCAAAUUAACUUGACCAGUAAUGUGAAAUUCAGCUUCCCAAACAUAGUUUAUUCAUUCUCUUAUUCACAGUAGACAUAUUCACUAGGAUUUCCUAGAUUUUCGAUAAGAAAAUUCUGCAAUAAAAAUAUUUUACCCAAAGAUGAGCAUAGUAUGUCUUUAAUUUAUAACAUGUAUCAUAUCACAUCUGUGCCAAAUGUAUAAAACUGGACAUUACAUUACAUCACUAUUCUGAUAAUAUACAUUUAAGAAUGAAGUCUGUACCAGACUGUUAACAUGGGUGCUAUAGUGUACAAUUCUAAUAUAAUGGUACAAAUGUAUGGAAUAUUGUAUUUAAAUAUUUAAUCUUGUGUAAGAUAAGCUAAGCAUACUUGUAUGUAUAAUGGCAAGAAAGAUGUCACAGAUGUCACUCUAUGUUUUUAGUAUUAUACAAUUAUAUAUGUGUCAUUAUAUAACCAAUACUAUGCUUGGCAUUAUUUCAGCUUACAAUAUUUACCUAGACAAGUUUACCAGAUUUAGUAUGUGAAUACAGUGAUGCAACAUUUUAUGGUUUUUAACCAUUUUGAAAUUUGAUAAAUUACAUGAAGAAAAAAGUAAAAAAUUGUCUUUAACGCCCUCCAGUUUUUCAUUUCUUUAACUUUUUUCAAUAAAACAUGUAUUUGCAUAAGAUGGUCAAUGUUUGAUAACAGUGUCUGUGCUACUUAAAAACACAAAAUUUAAAUAGUAAGAGUAAUAAAUAUGCUAAAAGUAUAGAGGUAGGCCCGUCUGUACAUUUAGUUUUAAGACAACUACAUUUUGAUAAUAUUCAUGUAAUAUUAAUGACAGAUUUUAAUAUUUAUUAAUGAAAUCCCUAAAUUUAGCAAUGGGUGGCUAAAAACUAAAAGCAAAUUUAGCUGGGUUAAGGUUAUUGUAGGAAAAUAAAAUAAAUUCUAUCUUGUAAUGUAGUUUUUCUGAUUGUAUAUUAAAUAAAUUUUGUACUUUUGUUGUUUUAAAUAUUUUUAUUUCUGUUAUGUGCCAAAUUGUUAAAUACCGCCAGAUCAAUGUUUUCACAUACAUGUAAUUCCACAAACUUAGUAUUUUUUGAUUGGUUAAGGCUAAGCUUAAAUAGUCCAUGACCAUUAAGAUAUUUAGAUUUUUUUUUCAUUUCUACGGAAUGAUUUGCUUGACAUUAAGAAACUUCCUCUGUACAGUUAUUAUGGCAAAGUUGACAUUUAGAAGAAAAGUUUUGUACAAUAUUGUGAACAUGCAGAUUUUAAACUUACAUCUAUUUAUAUAUUUUUACAUGUAUUUUUUUGUGCAAUUUCCUGUCUUAUUAGGCCUAAAAUAAAAAAAUUUUGUUUCCCUUCCGGCUAUGUACCCACAAAAAUCACUCUUAUCUCAAUUUUUUUUUUUAUUUUAUUGCCAAACAUAACAAAAGAAUGUAAUUUUUUUAUAACACAUUGAAGCAGAGUCUGUCAAUGAGAAUACCAUCAUUGUAUUUGUAAAUUCUAUUUGGUUCUAAAUUUGCACAGAUGCUAAGCAUUUACAAUUUCAUUGUUUUUUUGUUUUUGUUUUUUUAAUCCAUAUAAUUUCGAUAUAGAUUAUAAUGUUCUAUAUUAAAAAAAAGAUGUCUUAGAAAAAAGAUAUAUUACCUAUCCUAUCCAAAUUAGCAUGUGCCGCAGGAUGGGAAACAAAGAUAUUUAUUAAGGCUGGUCUUAGGCUUUUAAUAAAGACAAUUUAAACAUUAUAAUACUCAUAA